AUGUUUCGGUGCUUAUCAAAUUAUUCGAAGGUCAUAAAAUUAGCAAAUGUUCGCUCUUUUCCCACUUAUCGUCUCGUUGCUAUGAAUUCCACAUAUGAAGCCAACAAAAAUGAUACUUCAUCUAAGCGCAAUUCGAUUAAUGAUGGCACAAAAUAUGUUAGAAUUGCUGCCAUGUUGAUCACAGCUCUUAUUGGUCUUCGACUUAUCACUUCCGUAUUCGUUGGAAAAAGUCACGAAAGCUUUGGUGAUACUUUCAAAUCGAAUGCUUUUUCAUGGCCUCAACAUUAUAAUAUAUUUUUGUCCCAAGAUAGACUGGAUGUCAACAAUGAAGAUGAUGAAAUUUCAACGGAUGACAUUUGA
Molecule: messenger RNA, 360 nt
Organism: Brugia malayi
Lineage: Eukaryota; Metazoa; Nematoda; Chromadorea; Rhabditida; Onchocercidae
Gene: Bm208
Exons: 3
Coding region: 1-360 (119 amino acids)
Source: RefSeq, a predicted model, not a curated record